Molecule: messenger RNA, 219 nt
Organism: Ogataea philodendri
Lineage: Eukaryota; Fungi; Ascomycota; Pichiomycetes; Pichiales; Pichiaceae
Exons: 1
Coding region: 1-219 (72 amino acids)
Source: RefSeq, a predicted model, not a curated record
AUGUCGAAGUUUCUGAGUUUGAACAGUUUGAUAACCUCAUCAACUUGGUUCAAGUCCAGGUUUUUGGCGGCUGCCAUUUCCGUAAUCUUCAUAUAUCUCGAUUUCGAAAAUGGGGGCAAUGGAAUUUUCACUGAUGAUUUGAAUAGGCUGUGCGUCUUGCUCUCCAUAUCGAACACCAGCGAACUGAGCAAGUCAUCAAAUGCCGGUUUGGACUCAUAG